Molecule: messenger RNA, 1101 nt
Organism: Miscanthus lutarioriparius
Lineage: Eukaryota; Viridiplantae; Streptophyta; Magnoliopsida; Poales; Poaceae
Source: the annotation of a GenBank genome assembly
AUGCAAGGCCCUAGCAAAAUGAUCCGUGCCUCUGCCUCCAGUAUGUCCCCUGCUGUGUAUGGACUUGAAGGGUGGGCAGAUCUCCCAGAAGGUCUACUCCAUUCUAUCAUUCCUCUGUUGAGCUCCUUCCUUGAGCUCCACGCUUUUGCUGGCACCUGCCGCUCUUGGCGUGCUGCUUUCGCCUCAUACCCAUCUAAAUCCACAUUCUGCACCUUGCUCCCGCCUCUCCUCAUCCUGCCCCAUAUCAAAGUCUGUGCUGCUAAUCUCCCUUCUAGAAGCGAUGAUGGUCACGAGCUCCGCACGUGCCAGCUGAUUUGUGGCCGUGGCAGAAAUUGUCUUAUCGUGGAUGUGUUCACUGGUGCCAAAGUUUUACCUCCACAGCUCCCAUUUGGCGACAACACUUGUUUCUACUCUGGCAUGCUGACAGCUCCCGUCGCAUCACCAAACUCACACCUCCUACUUUGCGCAUCAUCGAAACAGGGCGGUCAGUGCUUCCUGCUUGAUUGGCUGAUUGGAAGUGAUUCUUGGUCAAAACUUCGGCUCGAUGAUUCACGGAUUGAGCAGAUUGUGGAGUUCAAUGGCGAGUUCAUCACAAUGGACUACUACUACAAGCUCUACAAUCUGUCCUUGGCCCCUCAGCUUGGUCUGCAGAAGAUAGCAACUGUGUGGUGGGAUGGCAAUGAUGAAUGCUGCCCAUAUCUAAGGCCAUGGAUCGUGGUGUGUGGUGACAUGCUCCUGAUGGUCGACCAUUGCAUAACCCUUUCGUUAGCUGGAGCACCUGUCGAGUACAAAGCCUAUCGCCUCAACAUGUCAACUGUGCCUGCAGCUUGGGUGGAGGUGAAGAAGCUAGAGAAUUACUCUCUUUUUAUUGGGUGCGAUGUGAGGAGCCCUGUGUUUUCUUGCGCCAGCUUUGGACGAUGGAGCGGGAGGAGCAACUGCUUGUACUACGGGUAUUAUGAUCCACCCUUGGUGUUGCAUGGGCUUGGAGAUGAUGCAGAUGCUGUGUGGAAUCCAGACAACGAUGAUUACCCUGAGUUCAAGAGGAACUGGUACUGCCAACUGCAGGUCUUCUGGGUGUACCCAAGUAUGCUUUACCGCUGA